This is a messenger RNA of Trichomonas vaginalis G3, 522 nucleotides long. RefSeq names its product MIR domain family. The transcript has a single exon. The coding region runs from base 1 to 522 and encodes 173 amino acids. NCBI's taxonomy places the organism in Eukaryota, Parabasalia, Trichomonadida, Trichomonadidae. The record is from RefSeq and is a predicted model, not a curated record.
AUGGUUUUGCCUCAUGUUGCAAUGUGGAUUUUAUCAAAUGGCCCAAGUUAUUGUUAUAGAAAAGCCUUAUACAACUCAAAGGCAACAUCAGGAGUAACAAAUCGUUGGGGUGACAAAUUAUAUGACCCAAAUGCUCUUUGGAUUUUUGAUAUUUACCCAUUAAAUGGUAAAGAGUAUUAUAAAAUCAAAAACCUAGCAUCUGGACUAUAUCUUUCUAUUAAUAAAUAUGAAGAAGUAAUCUCUGAUGAUAAACCUUAUCUAUUUGAAGUAGUUUCAUUUAUGCAAGAUGAUUCAUUUCUCAUACUAGAUCAGAAUGGAAAAGCUGUCUAUGCAUCUAAGUCAUCACAUUUUGUGACAAUUUCAAAUAUUACUGAAUUUGGAGAAGCCUCCACAUGGAGCAUUGUUGCUGCAACACCAGACGAACUCCAUAAAGUCAAACUAAGAGUAGAUUAUGAGAAAACAUAUAAAUUAAUUUGGAAUGAAGAAUUUUCUGUUGAUGGAAGCUUAAGUAGCGAAAAUUAG